CCGCCUCCUCCGCCCUCAGCGCCGCCGUGUCCUCCCUCCCAGGCCGCAUCCGCCCCCCCAGCGCCGCUGCGCCCGCCGCCCUGCCCUCCCUCCCAGCCGCCGCGCCCAGCCACGCCCGCCGCGGCCUCUCGGGUUUCUUCUCUGAGAGCAAAUCUAUUUUUGUGAUCCCAUGUGCUUGUCACAUAACAGAGAAUGAAGUUAUUGCUGUGUCAUCUCGCGAUCACACUGGGCCCCGCACCCUAUUUCAGGAUAUAAGCAACAACCAAGACUUGGGUAACUAUCAGCAAGCAGCGCCUGCCGAUCGCUUCAUAUAUUUUUAGGGAAGCAGUUUAAACUAUAAAGAGGGAAGGGUGUCCUGGAAUUCAUUAAAGAGAAGAGAACCAGUUUGAAGUUGUUGGUGAUAAUGGAACCAAAGCAUUCUGCCGAAAUGUCCAGGCAUUUGGACAAACAAAAUAAAGCCCUUAUGGAAACAUACCGAGCAAUGUCCCAUGAGUUGCAUAAACUACAGGUUGAAGAGGAAAUAAUCAUGCGCAAGUUGUAUGAGCUGAUGUCUGUGGAAGGGCUUCUUCCAAAGCGGAAGAACGAAAAGCAACUGGAGAAAGCAGGGGAGUCAACUCAGGAAAACGAAGAACGGGAAUCAUAGAAUGUUAAUCGUGAAACAGUGAUACAAUAUUUACAUGAGACGCAAAGUUCGGGUGAAUAGCCAUCCACCACAGCUUGUGCAACCCCUUUUAGAUAUCCAGUCUAAUGUAUACGCAGUUAGAGAAAUUUUGUUUCAAUUCCAACAGUUAGCGUCCUCUGUAGUUGUCCAACAUGCACAAUUGAAUCUUGAAUCUGGCUAUUGUUUCUUCAGGAAUCGGCAGCUGGCCGGUAUUUGUUAUCCUUUC
Molecule: messenger RNA, 887 nt
Organism: Brachypodium distachyon (stiff brome)
Lineage: Eukaryota; Viridiplantae; Streptophyta; Magnoliopsida; Poales; Poaceae
Exons: 6
Coding region: 404-643 (79 amino acids)
Source: RefSeq, a predicted model, not a curated record